Messenger RNA from Engraulis encrasicolus (European anchovy), 1631 nucleotides. RefSeq lists its product as uncharacterized. The coding region runs from base 1 to 807 and encodes 268 amino acids. NCBI's taxonomy places the organism in Eukaryota, Metazoa, Chordata, Actinopteri, Clupeiformes, Engraulidae. The record is from RefSeq and is a predicted model, not a curated record. The transcript has 4 exons.
AUGGGAUACGACAGGGCCAUCCUCCUGGAGGGCCUCUCUGAGCUGAUUGGUGCCCAGGUGAAGUCAUCAGCGGGAGGAGGAGGAGCUUCCGGUAACACCUUCUUGCGCAGUGAGGUGUCCGGCGCCCCUUCCUCCUCCAACACGCUCUCCGUCGAGGACCUGCUCUCAGCCGUGUACUUCCCAGAACAGUUCUGGCAGGACAAGACCUCCUCCGGAAUCGGCCUGCGCUCAGCGCCCCAGGGCGUGUGUAACGACCUCUUCCUGACGGACUGCAACUUUUUUGACCCACGGUUCGACUAUGACUUCACCAACAUCAAAGAUACCACCACCUUCAUGCGUGGUAGCGAGGUGUACAAGCGCCCGUGCGGCUGGCAGCGGUACGCCCUCAAGGUGCUCAACAAGUACCCCGACGGGAACGCCUGGCUCGGAUCCGCGGGAUACCGCACCUGGUCCGACCCCAACGAGUGGCCUGUGUCAUACCACGGCACCGGCGAGGACGGCGCCAGGGGCAUAAUCAGCACGCACUACUUGGCGGGCAGUGGGGCGCGCUACGGCAGGGGCAUCUACUCCACGCCCGACCCCACCGUGGCGGAAAACGACGGCUACGCCAAGACCUUCGUCUCCAAGAGGGACGGCCAAAAGUACAAGAUUUGCCUCCAGAACCGCAUCAACCCGCGGAGGCGCCAGGUGCACAACGGGGGCAAGUACUGGCUGAUCCCCGUGCCCCCCGGCACCGACGCCUGGCAGGAGCGGGACAUCGUCAUGGGCAACAUCCGCCCCUACAGCCUGCUGCUCAAGCGCUGCUGAGGAGAGGAGGCCUAUAUAAGCAGCCAGUGGGUGCAUCCCAAUAUGUGACCUUGCCUCCUCCACUUGUGCUUGUCUCCUCGUCCCGCCUCCUGGCCCUUCCUCCGUGGAGAAAACGAUAAAGUUUCCCAGCUGUCAGCCUCGCCACAACAACUUUUGAGGGACUGUUUUUCAUUCACCAUCCCAAUUUCAAAUGAGAAAAAGACUUCACAAUUGAGCUUUUGCAAGAUAUUGAAAUAUAAUGCUGUUGUCAGUGAUGUCAUCAUGACGAGAAGCAAGUGGAGGAGGCAAGUGGAGGAGGCGAGGUCACAUAUUAAAACGCACUCAGUGUGUAGGCUAACUAGCAUGCUAACAAGUGUGUAACUUUGCUGGGGAGAAUAGGCUAUAAGCAGCCAGUGUGGAGAGUAGGCAGUGAAGCACUUAAAGGGCCCGUGCGUAACUUUUCAAUAAAUUCGAGUUGAGAGGAGUAGGGAGACUUAUUUGGUCCAAUCUUGACAUUUUUAGUACUGUAGUACAGUUCAGUAGAGUACACACUGAAAGAAAAGUUAGUUGUAUUUACUUGAUUUGCUUUUUACUUCAUUGUGGACAUUGGUUGCACACACAAAUGCUUAGCUUUAGCAGCGACGUAAACAACUGAGUCAAUUCAACAGCACAGCAGAGAGUCAGCUGUCAGUCACGAUGUCAGUUUUGUCAACAUUUUCCUUUUUAAAUAUAGGCCACUUUAUUGUGUUCAUAUAGGCUUCAGUGAAUUCAUUAACAAGCCUGAUCUUUCAUUUGUGGACACAUUUUCAUCUUAUUUUACCCCUCCCCUUGCGUGCAUGUCACCA